Messenger RNA from Oikopleura dioica, 2052 nucleotides. The record is from the annotation of a GenBank genome assembly. Lineage: Eukaryota; Metazoa; Chordata; Appendicularia; Copelata; Oikopleuridae.
AUGAUUAUAAACAUCCUCACGCUGCUGCUUCACGCGGUGCAUGGUUAUCAUGAAGUUUUUCCAAUGCGAUUGCUCCCCGAAACAGAAUUUAUCGACCAGGAGCAUUCAAGUCUCAAGAAAUCGUCCUCUUCGGAAAAAUCCUCUCCAAUCGACUCAAUCUGGCUUUUUGAAAAGACGAUCAAUGGUAAAACAUACUAUGAUGGGACGAAAAAGGAUCCAGGGCCAAGUUCUGGGGCCUUCAGAUUUGAUUUCAUGGAGAAGAAAACAGAAAAAUUCUUUGAUAAAAUUUGGAUUUGCAAAUCUAAAACAGCGAUUACCCGUUGGGCGGUUAUGACUCGCAAGUGUGCAGAUACGAAAGAAUGGAACAUCGUCACCACGGGUUUUGUAUCGAGAAGUUCUGUUGAAAAGAGAUCCAAAAAGGUCUUCAUCGCGACAAAUAAUGGAGAAGAUAUGCCGUAUGGAACCAGGAUUUCAGAAAGAAAACCUUGUUGCUCUCAAAAUGAUGUAAAUUUUACCUACGAGCCUUGCUGCCAUUACAGGCAUUAUCCAAGACCACUUUAUUUGCCAGUUAUUGAACCGCUUGAAUCGAAGAAAAUUGCAUCAGAUUGGUCUCCCUGGAGCCGUUGCUCGACCUCUUGCGGUGGUGGUUCCCAGACCCGCUCUAGAAAAUGCAUUGACGGUGCGAAAUGUACCACAACUGAGAAGCAAUAUUGCGAAGAAAAAGUAUGUCCUCUUCAAUGUUGCGGUACCGGCCUCCGCGAGCGUCGUCAAACCCCUUGUCCCUAUUCUCAUGGCUGCGUUAUGAAACAAACUUGUCAAAGCGACCCUUGUCCAACAUUCGCAAGAAACGCACAGGUCCACGUAAGUGAUGAUUACUUUGAUAAAAUGGAGGUAGGAUGGGCUUGGGGUCCGUGGGGACCUUGGAAUCCUUGCUCGAAGACCUGCGAUGUCGGAUUGACUUGGAGGACGAAAGUUUGCAAAGUUGGCGCUUGUGCUAAGGGCGUUGGGGCUAGAGAAGUCAAGACUUGCCAAGACAGAUAUUGUGAUGAAUGGACAGCGUGGGGCGAGUGGACAAGCUGCAGCGCGACUUGCGGAGGAGGAAUUCGCUCUCGACAGCGAUUUUGCGACGGGGGUAUUGCUGGACACAAGGGUUGCCAAGGCUCGAAAUUUGACAAGGAAGAAUGUCGGAAGCAGAAAUGCCCGGUGAAUGGAGAGAAAAGUGACGGUAAGCUUGUUCCUUCUUUCAGAACGCCUUUUAGUCUUCGUCCAUUUGAGCAGAGUUGCGUGGAUUAUCAUAAUUUCUUCCGAGCUCUCCAUAAUCAGGCGCCUCUUUUAUGGGAUCCAAGUCUUCAAGAAUCCGCUCAAAAGUGGGCCAACUAUCUUACCAAAGCCGCGCCAACUCAUCCUCUCGAGCUCGCAGACGGAUUCAAAGCAACUGAUCACUGGCCUCACUCAGAUCAAGAUGGAGAGUUUCGAGGAAAGGGAAUCGGCGAAAACAUUGCCUGGGAUUUCAGCGCUCAGGGAAGCCCGUGCGAUGAAAGCGUCUACAGAUGGUACGCCGAGUACUUUUAUUUUAACGAAAACAACCCGAUGGUCUCCAGAAGAAAAAAUCAACCAGUUGGACAUUUGACACAAAUGAUGUGGACAUCUACGGAAGCUGUUGGUUGCGCUAAGGCGGAUGUUUUUGUUCCAAACAAAGCGGGGUAUUCUGGUGAUGGAAUGAUUUCGACUUAUACUGUUUGUCAUUACACGCCGCAGGGGAAUAUUAUUGGACUGGAAUUGGAGAAUUGGAAGACGAAGGAUGAGAAAUUGUGUAGCACUUUCGAUGGAAUAACUGGAAAAUCAGAUUGCGGAGAAUCUGGCGCUUGCAUGGGUCUCACCGCCGAAUCAGAAUGCGGAUGCUCCUAUCUGAUGGGCACAAAACUACCUCGCUGCACCGGCCACUGUAUUGUCCAAUGCUGGAACGUCUGGGGCACCAGAAACUUCUGGCCGCAAGAAUGCAUGGGAACAAACUCGUGCACUUGUGAUAAAAACGGCGCUGUUUGUACAUGA